AUGGUGGGAGGGGAUGUGUCAGACUUUAUUGUGAAUUGCCUAAAUACUCGUACUUUUCCGGCUAAUUUGAAUGAUACUGAUAUAGUCUUGAUUCCCAAGAAAAAGAACCCGGAGUUGGUCUCGGAUCUUAGGCCUAUAGCUCUGAGUAAUGUGAUAUACAUGAUUAUGGCUAAGGUGAUCUCGGCCAGGAUGAAGCCACUUAUGAAUGAGAUUAUUUCUGAUACGCAGAGUGCGCUUAUACCUGAUAGGCUCAUAAUAUAUAAUAUUCUGGUUGCUGCGGAAGUUGGUCAUUUUUUGAACAGAAAACAGUGUGGUAUGACUGGGUGGGGUGCAUUAAAGUUGGAUAUGGCGAAGACGUAUGAUCGGCUCUCAUUACUAUUACAGCAAGCACAUUCUCAGGGAACAAUUCAUGGUUGUAGAGUUGCAAGAGGAGCUCCCCCUAUAUCUCACCUAUUUUUUGCUGAUGACAGUUUGUUAUUUUUUAAGGCAAAUAUUCAGGAGGCUGACGUGAUUAAACAGUGUUUGGCACAGUAUGAAAAGUUGUCUGGCCAAGUGGUCAAUUACCAUAAAUCUAGUAUAUGUUAUAGUAAGAAUAUGAGGGAUGAAGACAUGAAUGAUGUGGCGCAUGUUUUGGGUGUUGCCCAAGCUCCCAAUUAUGGGAAAUAUUUGGGCCUACCCUCUUUUAUAGGGAGAAAUAAGAAAGCAGCUUUCUCGUAUAUUGAGGAUAGGAUCAGGCAUAAGAUUGUUUCCUGGAAUAAGAAAUUGUUAUCACAGGCUGCUAUUGAGCGAACUAUGAACCGUUACUGGUGGGGAUCUGGGAAUGACCGACGCAUCUAUUGGAAGGCCUGGGAUAAGAUGUGUAUACCAAAGAAGCAUGGGGGUCUGGGCUUCAAGGAGUUACAUGCUUUCAGCCUGGCAAUGUUGGGUAAGCAAGCAUGGCGAUUACUUACUACACCUGAGUCUCUGGUUUCGAAAGUCUAUAAAGCCAGAUAUUAUCCUAAAGGGACUUUUUAUGAUGCUUGUAUAGGGAAUAACCCUAGUUUCUGUUGGCACAGUAUUAUGGAAGCUCAUGACAUGGACCAACACGAUCCAAAGAUCCACACAGAAAAACCUAUGCAUUUGAGUAAUGCGACUGUUAAGGGGUUAAUAGACCCGGAUACGAGUACUUGGGAUCCGGAUAUUUUGACAGAUAUUUUUGACCCCAUUGAUAUACCCCGAAUAUUAAAAAUACCAGUAUCACCAGACUAUGACGAUAUGUGGUAUUGGCAUGGGGAUCAGAGAGGAAACUAUACAGUAAAGAAUGGGUACAGGGCUAUUGUUGGAGACUAUGAUCAUACUACGAGCAACUUUGACAAUUGGCUAAGCCUAUAG
Molecule: messenger RNA, 1371 nt
Organism: Ipomoea nil (Japanese morning glory)
Lineage: Eukaryota; Viridiplantae; Streptophyta; Magnoliopsida; Solanales; Convolvulaceae
Exons: 4
Coding region: 1-1371 (456 amino acids)
Source: RefSeq, a predicted model, not a curated record